This is a messenger RNA of Limanda limanda (common dab), 2224 nucleotides long. RefSeq names its product myocyte enhancer factor 2d (gene mef2d). The record is from RefSeq and is a predicted model, not a curated record. NCBI's taxonomy places the organism in Eukaryota, Metazoa, Chordata, Actinopteri, Pleuronectiformes, Pleuronectidae. Gene Ontology annotation, biological process: positive regulation of transcription by RNA polymerase II; cell differentiation. Gene Ontology annotation, molecular function: protein dimerization activity; RNA polymerase II cis-regulatory region sequence-specific DNA binding; DNA-binding transcription factor activity, RNA polymerase II-specific.
CUCACAGUUCCACUGGAUCAGGUUCUGCUGCGAGGCGGCGCGGAGAGUUACACUUUGAUCACAGCCCGCCAGCGCUUUGAUCUCAGCCCGCCAGCGCUUUGAUCUCAGCCCGCCAGCGCUUUGAUCUCAGCCCGCCAGCGCUUUGAUCCCACCGAGAGACGCUGGUCCGCGGCGUCAGCACACAGAUGUGGACCCGCUGCUCCGGAGCUGCCCAGCGGAGGUGAAGGCGAGGGCAGAGGAUCCCGGUUCAGCCUGAGUGUGGUCGACCUGCGGUGGGAAAAAACGACCAUGAUCUGAAGAGGGCGCCGCACACCGAACCCCAUUUCUCCUCUCCUCCUCCUUCUCCCUCUUUUCUUUUUUUUGGGGGGUUUUGUUUUUCAUUCUACCCGGUGACAGCCUCUCCGCCCGCGUGCACGGAGUGAACAAAGUGAUCCGAGGCUUCAGGAGGAGGAAGACACACAACAACACGACACUCACCUGUGACCUCUGACCUCGCCGCUUCCCUUGCUCCUCCCACCACAACACAGCAAACAUGGGGAGGAAAAAGAUCCAGAUUCAGAGGAUCACGGACGAGCGCAACAGACAGGUGACGUUCACCAAGCGGAAGUUCGGUCUGAUGAAGAAGGCGUACGAGCUGAGCGUCCUGUGCGACUGCGAGAUCGCCCUCAUCAUCUUCAACCACUCCAACAAGCUGUUCCAGUACGCCAGCACCGACAUGGACAAGGUCCUGCUCAAGUACACCGAGUACAACGAGCCGCACGAGAGCCGGACCAACGCCGACAUCAUCGAGACGUUAAGAAAGAAAGGCUUUAACGGCUGCAACAGCCCGGAGCCGGACGGAGACGACUCCAUCGACCAGAGCCCGCUGACCGAAGACAAGUACCGCAAGACCGAGGACCUGGACAGCCUCUUCAAGCGCUACGGCUCUAGCAUCCCACAGCCCACCUUCUCCAUGCCAGUCACCGUGCCAGUAUCCAAUCAGAACGCGGCGGCGGCCCUCCAGUUCAGCAACAACCCCGGCGGCGCCCUGGUCACCACCACCUCCUUCGUCACCUCCACCCUCACAGACCCCCGCCUCCUGUCACCGCAGCAGCAGCCGGCGCUGCAGAGGAACACCGGCUCACCGGGGUUGCCGCAGCGACCAGCCAGCGCAGGGGCUCUGUUAGGAGAUAUGGGGAACUCAAACGGAGGGUGUCCGAGUCCAGUCCCGAACGGCUACAUCAGCGCCAGGGCCUCCCCAGGCCUCCUCUCCGUAUCCAACGGCAACAGCCUGGGCAAAGUGGUCCAGGCGAAGUCUCCGCCUCCGCCCAACCAGCAGAUGGUUAACAGCCGCAAGCCGGACCUGAGGGUCAUCACCUCGCAGAGCGGCAAGAGCCUCAUGCAGCUGAAUGCUCAGCGGCUAGGCGGAUCCCUCACCACGCCGGUGGUCUCCGUGGCAACGCCCAGCCUCCUGGCGCCCUUCUCCGGCAUGCAGACGGCCUACAACACCGAGUACCAGCUGACGAGUGCGGAUCUCACGGCGCUCCAGACGUUCACGCCACCGGGGCUGGUGCCUGGCAACAUGGCUGCCUGGCAACAGCAGCAGCAGCCGGCGGUCUCCCAGCAGCAGCAGCAGCAGACGCAGCAGAUGAGCCUGGCGUCGCUUAGCAACUUGGUCAUGUGGGGUGCAGAGAAACAGAACGCGGAGAUGGUUAACUGCAUCUCCAACUUCGCUGCUAACCUGAGGCCGGUCCACAUCUCUCAAGGCGCCUCUCGGCCGCUCAACACGAUCCCGAACCUCAACAUCAAGCCUGAACCCAUCUCGCCGAACCGGGACUGCCACACCCCCAGCUCCACCAGCGGCGGCGGCGGGGGAGGAGGCGGAGGGGGCCAGGGUCACCUCCAGGGUCAAGGUCUGGUGUCGGUCGCCUACCCGGGGAACCUGCGCCUGGAGGCGGGGGGGCAGGGCCGCUCGCCCGUGGACAGCCUCAGCAGCAACGGCAGCUCGUACGAGGGCAGCGACCGGGACGACGGCGGCGCCCAGGGCCGGGCCGGCGGCGGCGGCGUGGACUUCCACCAGGGGGGCGGAGCCGGGGCCCAGCAGCCCACCAUGGUCCUGCUGCGCCCGUCGUCGGCCGAGCCCCCCGAGCAGGACGGGACCACCGUCAAGAGGAUGAGACUGGAGUCCUGGGUCACAUAGAGGGACGAGCGCCGGGGGACGGACCGGAGGACGGAGACGUGUGCC